GCUCGAAUCAGUCAUAUCCGUUAUUUUUCAAGACCAUAUAUAAGCACCGGAAACCUCUUUUCACCUUCCAAGCACUAUUGCUUCAUUUCCGUUCCAUGAACAGUCUAUCCAACUCCAACAUGACCACCCUCUCCCCUCCCACUGAGAAGAAAAUCCGGUGUUGUUUCUUCUUUUCUCUUGCCUUUGUAGUUGUUAUCCCCAUCGUCUGCAUCGUCUUGGGGGUGGAGCUCCAUCCUCACGACUUUUCAAAUAGUGACCAGACCUUCCCAGAUAACACGAAUCGAACAAUUUCCCUUCACGCUAAUUUGAUAUCAGCGGAUUUGACGGCCGGACAGAUGGUCCUUAACUGGAUCGUUGUAGACGAUAACUGUGAUCCUCAGUCUACGGAUUGCGCAGAAGUUAAUAUUUAUUUUGAUACAAAUCUUCUUCAUCUAUCCGAUACGAGCAGCAGCGAGUCAUCUAAUAAUAAUGAACCUGCGGAUCCUACAUUUACCUGGAAUCUCACCGCUGCAGUCUAUGAGUAUCCCUUUGCAAAUACUCCGUCGUUCCAGACAGAGCUUGCCAUAUUUCCGCUUUAUGAUUUCAGAAAUCAUUCAAUCAGACGUACACAUUCGAGCAACGUGUAUUAUCCCUUCGAUCAUUACGAUACUGAGGUAUUUGCGUUUGCCACAGACGCAAGUACCAAUGGCACAGUGCAAUUACAUCUCAACUCAACUUCCGGAAUCGUUGAAGGUCUCAAAAUCACUGCAGACGUCAUUACCGCCUCUGAUUUGGCCCAGGAUCUUCUUCCCGAACUUAUCGAUAUCUCAGUUACUCUGCAAAGAGGGACUUUGAUAAUACUUUAUUGCAUUGUGAUCACCCUCACAUUCUGGCUUAUCACCCUUGCAAUAUGCCUUGUUAUGAUUAUGACUAUAGUGUUCGGCUUCCGACAGAGAAAUGAGAUCGUUGUCGUUCCUGUUGCGACUGUGUUUGCCUUUGUUCAGUUGCGUUCAACUAUGCCUGGGGCCCCAGAUGGAUUUGGUGACGUUUUGGAUUUCGCAGGCGUGCUGCCAUGCCUAGUAUUUCUAUCCAUUUCCGCUGUUACCAUGGUCGGAAUCUACGUUUUCACAGAUCCAGCGAAGGAAUCUCGUGAAGAGUUAACUUGGUCUGCCUUAGUACAAACCCUUAUUCGCCUUAAAGAAGCGACACCCAAAAAGAUAGAGAGCAUGUAUAAAGCUUUAAUACAAACCCUCAUUCGCCUUAAAGAAGCCAUGUAUAAAGCACCAUCAGAGUCUCGCGACUUGCCUCAACUUAUUCCCUUGACGGCUGUUUCAAACGGUGCGGUUGGUGAUCUUUGAUUGUUAUCUUAGGAUGCAGGACAUUGGUCGAAAAUAGGCAUGAUACUAACGUAGGAAUCCUGUACGUACUAUUAAAUACUGCCAAGAAUCAUGAAGUUCCCGGCGAGUUCAAGUUUGCAUAACGCGUCAUUAGUCAGUUUUCUACUUGAGUGAAUGAAAAUGAUAAGGUU
Desarmillaria tabescens is the source of this 1507-nucleotide messenger RNA. RefSeq lists its product as uncharacterized. Bases 96 to 1337 code for a protein of 413 amino acids. The transcript is spliced from 11 exons. The record is from RefSeq and is a predicted model, not a curated record. NCBI's taxonomy places the organism in Eukaryota, Fungi, Basidiomycota, Agaricomycetes, Agaricales, Physalacriaceae.